AUGACGUUUAGAUUUGAUUAUGAUUACAGGACUAACGAUUACAAGUUGGUACGGCUUGUUCACAACAGCACUUCAAAGUGUUCUGAUGUUGAUGUUUAUGCAUUAGGAUUAAAUUUAUGGAAAAGCACCCAAAGCAUACCUUACUAUCUUUACCAGGGAUCAUGUUGUGGAGCUUUCUUUAAAGGGGGUCUUCAUUGGCUUGCGGCUACCUUAGAACAAGGCUCCAUUAAACUGAUAUGUUUUAAUGUUGCCAAUGAAAUAUUCCAGGAGGUGGCACUACCAGAAGAACCUAUGCCAUAUCUAGAAGAACCUUUGGAAGAAAAUAUGUUCGGUAUACUGGUGAGAGAAUUUGGAGGCUGCCUAUGUUUAUUUUUCCAUGUUUUUAAUGUCCGAGUUGAUAUAUGGAUGAUGCAGGAAUAUGGAGUAAAAGAAUCAUGGGCUAAAAGUUUCUCCAUUGCCCAAGAGAGUAUUUUAACUAGUAGCACCUACUCAUGCUUAAUAUGGAAUUUCAAAAACAAUGAAUCUCUAUGGGAGGUCGAUGAGGAUUUAAUUUUACAUGAUCCAAACAACAAAAUUUAUAGAAAACUGGUCUUGGAUUCCGAUUUUGCUGAAUGCGUCACUGUGACAGAGAACUCUAUGGCUUCCCUUUCGCUUAACUAA
Messenger RNA from Papaver somniferum (opium poppy), 660 nucleotides. Its product is annotated as F-box/kelch-repeat protein At3g06240-like. The transcript has a single exon. The coding region runs from base 1 to 660 and encodes 219 amino acids. Lineage: Eukaryota; Viridiplantae; Streptophyta; Magnoliopsida; Ranunculales; Papaveraceae. The record is from RefSeq and is a predicted model, not a curated record.